AUGAGCACUUCUGCUGGAAAGCAGAUUGUACAAUAUGGCCUCACGGAAGUCUAUUCGGCGACAGAUCCUCUGGUCGACAUUGUCUUCGUGCAUGGAUUGAACGGGCAUCCCCACGAUACCUGGUCUACGAAGAAGCCCAACGUCUUCUGGCCCGCUGAUCUCCUCCCUGCGGCUCUUGAAGACCAAAAACCCCGAAUUCUGACCUACGGCUAUGACGCGAAUGUGACCGCCUUCACCGAUGGCGUCUCUAAAGACAAGAUACACAACCAUGCAGAACAUCUUGCGUCUCGGUUGGUGGCCAACAGGUCGUUGAGGAAAGCCACGGAAAGACCCAUCAUCUUCGUCUGUCACUCUCUUGGAGGGUUGGUGGUCAAGAGAUGUUUGAUAUACUGCCAGAGCAUUCGACACCACCAACACACCGAACGACUACGAUCUAUCUAUGUCAGCACCUAUGGCAUCCUCUUUCUUGGUACACCUCACAAUGGGUCUGACCUCGCAAAAUGGGGCUCCUUGCUCGAAAAGAUCUGUGCUGUGGCCCUUCCGAAGAAGUUCUUAGACACAUCUCCACAACUGGUGCAUGCCCUGCAGACCAACAACGAAACGCUGCAGAACAUCAAUAGGCUCUUCAUUGAGAUCAUAAGCCGGUUCCACAUAUACUUCUUCCAUGAGUCAAAGCCUACCGAUUUGAAGGGAACCCGAUCAUUCGUAGUUGAGGAGGAUUCUGCUGCACCUGUUAUCGAAGGAGUUGAAAGAAUGGGCAUUGAAAAAGACCACAGCCAUAUGUGCAAGUUCGAGGACGAAUCAAGCCCUGGCUACGAUGUUGUCGCUGAGGCUGUUCAAAGAUAUGCCACUGGAUCUCAGUCGCUGAUCCGCUCUCGAUGGGAGGAAGAGAAACGAAUGGCUGAGUUUGAAAGGCAAGCAGCUGCACGUGAAUUAUUGGGUGAUAGCAUCUUUCAGACGAGCGUAGGGGCUUCGGGCACAGUCACACCACCUGGGAUUGCCCAGACCAUUCAGUCAAGUUCAAUGAGUGCGCCUCCUCCCAAACAGAUCUCCGCGUCAACUUCACCCCAGUAUGAGGUUGAAGAGGUCGAGGAUGAUCUGGUCACUGCACCUCGUUGA
Molecule: messenger RNA, 1119 nt
Organism: Cladophialophora immunda
Lineage: Eukaryota; Fungi; Ascomycota; Eurotiomycetes; Chaetothyriales; Herpotrichiellaceae
Exons: 5
Coding region: 1-1119 (372 amino acids)
Source: RefSeq, a predicted model, not a curated record